Messenger RNA from Myotis lucifugus (little brown bat), 249 nucleotides. RefSeq names its product beta-defensin 115-like. The transcript is spliced from 2 exons. The record is from RefSeq and is a predicted model, not a curated record. Bases 1 to 249 code for a protein of 82 amino acids. Lineage: Eukaryota; Metazoa; Chordata; Mammalia; Chiroptera; Vespertilionidae.
AUGCUGCAGGAUCAUUCCUCACCCCUCUCAAGAUACAUUAAACUCUUGUUCCUGGCUUUAGCUGUCCUUGUGGUUCUGGCUCAGGCGUCCCCAGGUGGAUGGUUCCAAGAGUGCCAUUAUUCAGUUGGCCAAUGCAGGAUAGCUUGCAAAGAAAAUGAGAAGACAAAAGAAAAAUGUGUGGGGAACAGAUUUUGCUGCCUCCCUGUAAAAAAGCAGAAAUCAUCAGACUUCCCAAGAAACAAGAAAUGA